AUGGCUCCCACAAUCCUCAUCGUCGGCGCAACCGGCAACACCGGCCGAAGCGUCGUGGAAACGCUACCAAAGCUGCUCGAAUCCAGCAACACUUUAUCUGACCACCGGGUCAUUGCUCUCACCCGUUCUCUGGAUGGUCCAGUAGCGCGCGAAUUUACCAAAUUGCCCGGCGUGGAGGUGAUUGAGCAGAACUGGGUUGAAAUCACCGCUGACUGGCUGCGCGAGCACAACGUCACCAGAGCGUUCAUCGCACCACACAACAAUCCAAACCAAUUCGCAGAAGAAUCCACCUUCCAUCAAGCCGCCCUGAAAGCCGGCGUCAAGUACGUCGUGCGCAUCUCGACCACCGCCGCGAACGUCCGCCCGGACUGCGACGCCUACUAUCCCCGUUCCCACUGGGCCAUCGAGGCUCUUCUGGACUCGCCGCAAUUCAGCGCCUUGCAGUGGACCUCCCUUCAGCCCAACGUCUUCUCCCAAAUUUGGCUCUCCUCCGCUGCUGGGCUGAUCAAACAGUUCCGCAAUACCGGAAAGCAGGACACGUUGAAGUUAUUGGCCGCGGAAGAUGCUCCCACCGGAAUAAUUGAUCCCGCGGAUAUCGGCAUCUUUGCGGCUCAUCUCCUGGUCCAGGAUGAUACUGCUGCGCACAACAAGGCCAGAUACGUGCUGAACGGGCCGGAAGAUCUCACUGGGCUUCAAAUUGUGGAGUUGGUUGAGAAGCACAUCGGAACACGGGUCGAGGAUGUUAUUUUCAGGGACAUGUCGAUUAUCGAUCCGUACGUUGAAUUCCGGCUCGCUGGAACCAAGGAGUCCAAGAACGUGGUGUCCUCUAUCAGACACUCUGUGAAGCCGGCCUGGGAGGGACAGUGCUCGGCUUCUACUACUAGUAAGGAAGUACUGGAGCUUGCUGCGCCAAAGCGUACUCCUGCUGAGGUGUUGGAGGAUAUGUUGAAGGAGUAA
This is a messenger RNA of Aspergillus melleus, 957 nucleotides long. RefSeq names its product NmrA-like family protein. The record is from RefSeq and is a predicted model, not a curated record. NCBI's taxonomy places the organism in Eukaryota, Fungi, Ascomycota, Eurotiomycetes, Eurotiales, Aspergillaceae. The transcript has a single exon. The coding region runs from base 1 to 957 and encodes 318 amino acids.